UGGUAUGGUCCCUCCUUCCAAUGGUCUGCACAGAGCUACCGUGCUUUAGUCUUUCCGUCUCGUCUCCCACCGGUUUAGAGGACGAGUAGUUGAAGUAUGACUUUAUAGCAUCUUUGUAAAGUGUAACCUAUUAUCAAUGAUCCACAGAGUGUAUAGAAAAAAAGCAGCAAGUUCAAGCUCUUGGAGAUGUAGAGCUACGCCAAAAAGGAUGAUCCGGAGGUAGUUCUAUGGGGUCUGCGUUUGAUUUACGAAGAUUUUUUUUCCUCAAGGAUAAAAGUGGGAGGACGAAGCUGAAAAGUUUCGUGCUCCCUCACAAAGGAAAACACUAGCUGGUUAAUUUAGCAGGCUUUACGCAGACGUGGCGCACACAGAAAAUACAAAAUGUGCGUUUCUUCAAUGAUUUGCGGACGUUACAAAUGCAAAAGAAUUGUGCAGAACUAUGACAUGGUACGACUACUUUUUUUCCUUCUCGCGGUCAUCGCGUGCUGUCAAGGUUGCCCCGAGAAAUGCGUGUGCUUCACGCAGACUGUAAAAUGCCAAAACCAGGAAUUGGAUGAGAUUCCACAUUCAUUACCGAACAACACCAAAGUCCUGUUUGUGACAGGAAACAACAUUUCCCGUAUCAGUGUAGACUCUUUCCCCAGUCAUUUGGAUCAGUUGACAGAUCUGUAUCUUAAUGGAAAUGAGCUGGAGUUUGUGGACGCUAUGGCAUUUGACAAGUUGCCCAGUCUUAUGCGCCUGGAUUUGAGCAACAACAGCAUCUUAAAUUUUAGCCAAAAAGCUUUUCCAGUUGAUAAUAAAGUGCUAGUGUUGAACCUCAGUAGGUGUUUCCACAAUCAUUCCUUGGCGGAUCUAAGCUUUCUACAGCUGGGUAACCUGCUGCAGCUCACUGUCCUGGACCUAUCCAGUAAUGACCUUGUGUUUCUACCUGACAACAUCUUCUCCAGCCUACCUAACCUGGAGAACCUCAGUUUACAGAACAGCUCCAUCAUUUCCUUACAGAAUGGGACACUGAAGGUACCACCUCUUCAGGACUUGGAUCUGAGAGACAACAGCCUGAGACUGCUCCCGACUUCCACUAUGUCUGAAUUCAGCCAAAAACCUGGUCUCCACAUACGACUGUCAGGGAACCCAUGGCGGUGUGACUGCUUUAUUGAAGAUUUCCUCUCCUGGCUGAAAAACACCUCACAGAUUACUGAUGUCCAGAAUCUAACAUGUGUGGAACCAGAUGAGCUGAGACGUGUCCCUUUAAUCCAUAUCCAAAACUCUCAGCUGAAAUGUUCAGGUGACAUGGAAGGCGUUCUAGAAACUUCUUAUGUAUUCCUGGGUCUAGUUCUGGCUUUGAUUGGUGUCAUAUUCCUACUUGUGCUCUACCUGAACAGAAAAGGCAUUAAGCGGUGGAUGUAUAAUAUUCGGGACGCUUGUAGGGACCAUAUGGAGGGGUACCAUUACAGAUAUGAGAUCAACUCUGACCCAAGACUUGCCAACUUGAGCAUAAAUUCAGAUGUGUAAGGGACCAGACUCAUAAUCACAGACCUUUGGACCAUUUUGGAUUUGCAUGAGUCUUCCACCCCCUGUUCCCCUCUCCCUGAAGAUGACACAUUUUACCAAGGUUUCUUCCUAAUUAACUCAACUGCACUUCAGCACUGCCGCAUGUCCUGUUAUAAGCACCUGGCAGCUGUGACAUUUGAUUGCAUUUUUUAAAAAUACACGUAGCAUUGCAUGGACAGUGAACAAUGCCCUGAAACUGACAAACUCAACGGUAUGCAUUAUUUUUUAUUCUAUUGAGAAAAGCUUGGAACUCUAAUGAAAGAGCAUAUACUGUGCUAGCCAAUGCAUCAAUAUUAUCAUGCCUUUGCUGCAUAGACAUACAGUUAUAUUGCUUGUUUAUGAGUUUUUAUGACGUCAUUGUGGCUAGUGCAGAUUGCAUAGGUUUGGGUAUUGUAAGUAAUCGAUGUGAUUCUUUGUGUUUAUUUUGUUUUUGUUUUUUAAGGCUAAUUGCUAAAUAAAAUGUUUCUGGAUUGUUGGUA
This is a messenger RNA of Boleophthalmus pectinirostris (great blue-spotted mudskipper), 2030 nucleotides long. It is a transcript of the gene tpbg, whose product is annotated as trophoblast glycoprotein b. Gene Ontology annotation, cellular component: plasma membrane. The coding region runs from base 382 to 1512 and encodes 376 amino acids. Lineage: Eukaryota; Metazoa; Chordata; Actinopteri; Gobiiformes; Gobiidae. The record is from RefSeq and is a predicted model, not a curated record. Gene Ontology annotation, molecular function: protein binding. The transcript has 2 exons. Gene Ontology annotation, biological process: negative regulation of canonical Wnt signaling pathway.